Messenger RNA from Trichobilharzia szidati, 4938 nucleotides. NCBI's taxonomy places the organism in Eukaryota, Metazoa, Platyhelminthes, Trematoda, Strigeidida, Schistosomatidae. The record is from the annotation of a GenBank genome assembly.
GUUCAAAACUGAUGCAAGGUUGAUUGCAACAGGCGGGUUUUAUGGACCCGGAAUUAAUUUUUACGAAUUUUGAGGAUUUAACCUACCAAAGUGCUCCAGUAUUUUUGUUCUUAUCACCAUGAAACACUAGUGUUUCCUGUAUCCCUUCUGUCAACAUUUUUAUUUUAACACAAAGUGCCUCUGAAAUGGUUAACUUUGAAGUUCUAGGAAGCUUCUGGUUAAUAAUAGCAGUAUUUGCAACGACAAAUGCUCUUGAUUGCAACAGUUUUAAACAAGAAUGGAUGAAGUUAAGAUAUACUAUGCUAACAGGAGUUCAUAGUUCAACUAUAAAUGGCCCAACGUCAAACAUUUGUCCUGUUACCGGUACUUCUUGUUGCGAUAUCAAUAUGGAGCGUGAAAUGUAUACAGUUGGCCAACGCCAAUUAAUAAAGCAAUGCAAUUCAUGGUUACAAGUGGCUAGAAAGAUGAGCAAUGAUAGUGCUUCACUUGAAUUAACUUUUCAAAUGGAUUUACAACAAGCUAAAGGACGGUUACAUCAAUUUUUCAGCCGGAUUUAUGGCUACAACUACAAAUUGCACAGAAAUUUCUUCUUUGGAUUUUUCACCGAUUUGGAGCAAUAUAUGGCUGGUCAAAGAGGUCAACUAGGCUUAUUAAUUAAAAAUUUCUUCAGUCAACUCCGUGACAGUAUUGUUAGUCUAAUCGAGAGAUCUGGACAAGUUACCUCUAAUCCUUCCUUUGGUAAUUCUGGCUCGGUAUCAUCUAGUGCCGGUUCACUUGGUAAUAAUGUUCCUGGCGUCGGGGGGACGGAUGAAGCUAGCGAAUCUCGGCGUAUUCGUUGUUUAUCUGAUAAGGUGGCACAGUUACGUCCAUUUGAUGAUGUCGAUGUUCGACUGCAUGCUCGUAUGCUUGAAGCCUAUCCACCUGCUCGUAUGUUGGUUAAUGUUCUAUCUGUAACCAGCAAAUUAUUAUACCAGCUUGUUGAUCAGGUUGUGACGCAAUCACAGUGUGUUUUGGGGAUUACACGUUAUCGAUUCUGUGCCUUAUGCAAUGCACAAUCACCUUCUAAUGUGUGUCCUGACAGUUGCCCACAAUUAUUAGCCAGUUGUUUACACGGUGAUGGGCCGAAUGAAGCACAGUUGGCGUAUAUUUGGCCUCAGUUAAUUGAUGCAAUUAUCAUGGCAACCAAUCGAUUGGAACGAUCAUUUAACUUUCCUGCAGUUAAUCGUAAUCUUCAAAUGGAGAUAUCUGAAGCGAUAACUAGUUUACAAACACGUUAUAGUGAAACAAAAUCUAAGUUUGAAUCCGAAUGUCGAUUCGGUUCUUCAGGUCGACGAAUGCCAACAUUAUUCAAUCCUAUUGGAUCUCAUAGUCAAGAUAAUCGUGUAAAUCAUUCAGAUAUCUCUCGAUGGCCUAUGAUGUCAGAUUCUAGUAGACAAUUGAAUCGGAUGGCUCGAUCACCAUCAUUAUCAUCAUCCUAUAGUCAGUCCUCAUCACCUGUUUCACAAGAAUUUCUUGCCUGGCAAACACGACAACAAAUGCCACAGAUGAUGCCUAGUAAUAAUCAUAAUCCGCCAAAAAUGGAUUAUGCUCAGUCAAUGAAUCAUCGUGACUGGGAUACAUCAGAUAAAGGAAAUUCUAUGAAUACUCCACAUGAUCUUGUUCGACAAGCUGGGGAAAUCAAACAAACUUAUUUAUCAUUACGAAAUCUAUUCAGUGGUCCAGUGGGUGGUGAUUUAUGCCCCAAUAAUAAUAAUUUGACAACAUCCAGUGAUGUAAAUUUGGCUAAUAGUAAAACUGCUGCAAACAAUUCCACUGGUGAUUGUUGGAAUCCACCAAGUCUACCAAUCACACCUCCUGAUCCAGGGAUUACACAGAUUCUAGCUCAGCUGUAUGAAGCUUCGAAAAGACUACACGAUGCAUCGUCAAACACUAAAGAUCCUGAUACAUUAGUUGUUCAACCGAUUCCUCGAUCGAAUUCAAAUGCUUAUUCUAGAAGUGGUCAAAAUAAUCCUUUAAAUGAUCCACUUUCAUCUAAUCAAUACAUAGCACAGGAUCAAUGGCAAGGACCUAGCCAAUCUAGAAUGCAUAAUUCAUAUGAAACCGGUGGAAAUUUUGGAAUUGAGAGUGGAAGUGGUAAUCAACCCAACACUUUACAGUAUCCAGGAGAACCACUGACUCAAAAUUUUGAGCAAUCAUCUAAUCAGUUUAAUAAUAUGUUCCCAGGAGAUCCGCAUAGUAAUAAUGAUCCUCGUUUGUACAAUUCGGCUUUGGAUCGUGAUAACAAGAAGACUAACGUCGCUUCUAACCGAUAUUCUAAUCAAAAACCUACACAACAAUGGCCUGAAAAACCAUCCACAGCAUAUAGUAAUAGUAAUAAUUGGGAUAAUACUGGAAUUGGAAGAAAUAAUUGGGAGUCAAGUGGAUCGACAGAUCUAAAUAUACCCAUUUUUCAGGAACUGACAACUCAAAGUGAAAUUAUUACUACCUCAGUAACUGUGCCGCAGACAACAACUGUAGCAACAACUCUAUCGGUUGUCACUCCUACCACUGUUUCACAAUCUACAACUACACGACCGGCUUCAACAUUAACUCCUGCACAUGAAGCAAGAGGCAUAUCGACUACUGAAACGAACAAUUUUGUUACUGAAACUGUAACAGUACAUACACCAGCUGUUGUAUCUACUACUUCUACAUUAGAUAAGCGUCCUUCCAGUACAGUAUAUAACACAGAAGCAACCCUAAAAUCUAGUACUUUUACAGAUUCAUUGUUAUCAUCUACUGAUCGGUCGAAUAAAUUCGGCUACUUACCAGAUGAUGAAGAUAACACACAAGUAGCCUACCAGACUCCUAACCCACAGAAUACCAACUCUUGGCAUCAACCUGACAGAAUUCCACAAGCACCUUUCCAAGAGGGUUCUGGAGAACAAGGCAGUGGUGACACAUCAGUCUAUGUACCGCAGUAUCAAGGAACAAAACCACUAUGGCCAUCAUCUGAUAGACAAUCUGUCAACCAAAAUGCUGCAGGAUUUGGCUACAAUGAAGAUACUGAUUAUCUGAGCCCUCAACCAGAUAAGAACUUACCUUUUUAUCAAAGUACACACAAACCUGUAGAAAAUCAACGAAAUUCAGGAUCCUGGAAUGUCCCUCCCGAUAAAUUAGCCUCAGGAUUUGUGGAGCAAGCUAGCGGAGUGAAUCCAAAUGCAGAAUGGAAUGAAGAUAAAAAUGACCUAAGCACCGGUUCGUCACAAUGGCAAGAUACACUGGAAGGUAGUGGAAGGAACAAUCAAGAAUUAGUACCAAAUCCGAUACCAGAGGAUUUGUCCCGGUUACAACCACCAAUCCAAACGACAGUGCCACCUAUACCUUCACGUGUUGAAAAUGUCCCUGGAAUCCUUCCGCAUCCACCCCUUCCACCUCCUGAAGUAUGGGUCCCAGCAAAACUAAGUCCCGGUCAACCUGCGUCACCUAUAUUGCUAAUACGAGAGUAUAGUGUAGAAGGACCACUCUACGGAAAAGAAGAUAUUACCUCACAUCCUUAUAAUUCAGCAUCUAUUCAGUCACUGUUGUUCACGUCAAUACUUUUACCUCUAAUUACCUUGUUUUUCUUCUAAAACGAUAACUUUACAGCUGCAGUUUUUUAAUGUACAUAGGCGCAUUUAAUAGCCUUUGCUCAAAAUGUAUUUAAACGUAUCUUGUUAACAUUUAAAAGUGCUUUAAUCCUUUUCAUAUUCAUUUGCACAACAGUAACUUAAUCUUUGCAUUUACUUCAGGUAUUCUCAUCGGUUUGACAAUAAAAGCCUCACAAAUGUGGUUGUUUCGGAUGUAUAAGAUAGAAAAAUGUCAUAAAAUAAAAAAAGUUUAUUUGUUCUUUAUAUAUGAGAAAAGGAAAAAGUCAUCAACUCAGCAUAAUGUGACUAGAUACUAAUGUUUGUAAGAAAGUCUCUUGAUGCUACUGCAGAAGCUUCAUCUAGAGGAACCCAUGGAUUGCUUGAAUCUGCAGUACAUCGAAACUUUAGAGGACCAUCUUUGAACCAAGUUAGGGAAUUAUGGUGGAAGAACAUCAAACGAUUUAUAGCGGCUUGACCUUCAAAAAAUGUCGGAGGUUCUUGAUCAGGAGUUGUAGAUUUAGCUCGCAUUUGUUCAAUCGACAUAUUCGGACUCACAGAACUUGGACGAACAUAUGCGAAAGGAUUUACAAACAGAAUACAGUUUUCAGGAUCGAAAACGUUUGUUAUUUCCCCUGAAUACGGAGAAUAUAAGCGCGAAAGCCUCAAAGCGGGAACAGGUCCACGAGCUUUCCAGCCUAUGCAAGCAGGGUUCAGUCUGUCUGGUAUAAUGUCGUAAAGAACACCCAUUAUAGCAGGGUAUGUGUUCUGUGUAACAGUUUUUAUGUUGUUCUCUGCAAUACAGCAUACUCCAAGUUCAUAGGUGCAGUCAUUGCAAACAAGUGACAAAAGUAUCUCGUGUAGCAUCGACCGGUACAGGUUUUGUGGAUCUGGAAAUCCUCCAACUAUGUGGACUUUAGCGGUAGUAGCAUUAUCAUUGGAAAACAAAAACUGUUCAGUAUUCUUGAAGAAUGACUUCACGCGCAUUGCUGUGUCUAAAUGUCCUAUGCAGCAUCUAUUAGCACUGCGCAGGAUAACAAUGUAACAGGAUGUUGCAUCGUCAGAAGAUACAUAUCUAGGAAUAUUAUCACCCGUACUAGAGCUUUUGGUUGCAUUCAACGAUAUAAGAGCCAUCUCUCCUUGGUGCACAUAGACCGAAGAAGAGCCAUCUUGAACAUUGACUGAAUUUUUCCUUCUGAAUUCUUCUGCAAUACACUUAAUGUGUGGGUUUGACAAGAACCAUUCAGAAAAUAUCAACAAUGACGACUUUUCACAAUGAUACUUCUGUCCGGCGAAAAUAAGCACCAUCUAGAAUCCCACCUAACCUAAAAAC